UGAGUACAAAAAUUAGUAUACCGUACCGUUUCUCACUAGCUCCUAUUCUUCCUUCCUCCGCUCGUCUCUUCGUCACUUCUUCUCAGCACCAUCGUCUCCUUCCCGUCGGAAGCAAAGCUCAAACCUCAACUGUAGAAAUCCAUAAUCAGAUUGAAUUUUGGUGUUAGCUUAAUGAAUUUUGGCGGAUAGUCAUCAAUGGCAGACCAAUCAAAAAAGGAGGAGAAGGAGAAUCUCUCCAAAUCAAUAUCAGCUCCACAAGCGUUUCUUAUCCAUCUGAUAUCUGGACUUGGCUUAGCAAUAUCAUUAUGGGUAGCCCACAAUUUCUACUCCAUCAAUCUCGUCUCCCAUCCUUCAAUUACCCUCCGUCUCAUCUGGAUUGUAGAGAGUGCAAUUGUCAUACUUAUUUACAGCCGCUUUCGAAUUGAUCCGCAACAAUGCUCGUACUUGAAAGCUGUAGUACGGGGAAUAUUGGCACUUCCUGUUGGCGCUCUUGUGAAUGCACUUGGAGCCAUUGCUUUGGGUGCACCCGUUGGUAUCCAGUACUUGCCAAAGACCAUAAACUGGUCUCUUCUUAUGUCAUCAUUCACAGUUGCACCUGCUGCUUCAGUAUUUGGUUCAUCAUGGACAUAUUGGCAACGGAUAUUUGCACAGACAAAGCCAAAUGAACCAUUGGAAUAUAUGAUCUGCAUACCAGCACAUGGGGCUGUUAUUGGAGGCUGGUUUGGAGCUUGGCCUAUGCCACUGGACUGGGAAAGGCCAUGGCAGGAAUGGCCGAUAUGUGUGACCUAUGGAGCCAUGACUGGAUAUUUGGUUGGAAUGCUAGCAAGUUCUGGUUUUGUUCUUGCAAAUGGGAGACGGCAACGACUUAAAGAAGACUAACAUGCUAAGAAAGAUUAUUUACCUUUACCUAGCUGUAGGAACAAGCAUGCCGUUUUGGAGAUUGCUGACAUACAUGUUGAAGAUCGCCACUGAAAUACCUUUUUUUUUUUUUUGAUGGAUACAAUCAGCCAGGCUUCUUCUUUGGUUUUCUGGACGAGUAUUCAGCAUGUAUAACAUCAAUCAUUUUUUAUAUUGGUUUUAUCAUGAAAAUUCACUUUUCACGACAACCAAAGGAGAAUUAUAUGUUUCCUUAUAUUUAAGCUGUAUGAAAUCAAGUUUUAGGCA
This is a messenger RNA of Populus nigra (black poplar), 1164 nucleotides long. RefSeq lists its product as uncharacterized. The record is from RefSeq and is a predicted model, not a curated record. Gene Ontology annotation, biological process: GPI anchor biosynthetic process. The coding region runs from base 196 to 879 and encodes 227 amino acids. Gene Ontology annotation, cellular component: endoplasmic reticulum membrane. The transcript has 8 exons. Lineage: Eukaryota; Viridiplantae; Streptophyta; Magnoliopsida; Malpighiales; Salicaceae.